Molecule: messenger RNA, 1430 nt
Organism: Serpula lacrymans var. lacrymans S7.9
Lineage: Eukaryota; Fungi; Basidiomycota; Agaricomycetes; Boletales; Serpulaceae
Exons: 5
Coding region: 175-1098 (307 amino acids)
Source: RefSeq, a predicted model, not a curated record
CUGACAUUUUCUAGCGCAUAUAAAGAGGCGUCAGCCCCGGCGUAUUGGACUUUAUUGAACUUAAUCGGCCCUUCUUCUCUUUUGGUUGAGUCUUCUGGGAAUACUUCUAACUUCUCUUCUUUAAUCGGCUCCAUAUAAUAAACAUCGACUUGUUCGACUUUUAUCUUCAUCCCCAUGAAGUUUUCCACCGUCUUCACCGCAUGCGCCAUCGCAUCUGUCCAGCAACUGACACAAGCUCUUCCCUCUAAGCGCGCUGCAGCGACAAAUUCUGUGCCAUCAGUGACCGAAGUCCUGAACUUCGCAUUGACCUUGGAACACAUUGAAAACACAUUUUACACCGAGGGCUUGAAAAACUACACACAACAAGACUUUUUGGACGCCGAUUUCCCGGAGUUUGCACGUGGAAGAUGGGAAGAGAUCUCACAACAUGAGGCUACUCACACUUCUUUCCUCUCUGGCAUCCUUGGCGACCAGGCUGUCAACGCCUGCACCUACAACUUUCCUGUAACAGAUGCACAGUCGUUUGUAUCGUUUAGUUUUUUGCUGGAGACCGUUGGAGUAUCCGCGUACUCUGGCGCUGCCCAGCUUCUCGCUAGCAAUACGGACUAUCUCACCGCCGCAGGAGCGAUUUUGGCUGUAGAGGCAAGACAGUCUGCAUGGAUUAACUCCGCCAUAUUGAAUGCCAACCCUUGGAACACGGCUUUCGAUACUCCCCUUGAUCUGAACCAGGUAUACACAAUUGCGUCUGGGGUGAUUGUAUCAUGUCCCUCGACCAACAUGGCUCUUCCGGUCAAGGCGUUUCCCGCGCUUACAUUCCCUGCCAGCGCUCAACCCAGUCAGACUGUUCAAGUCAGCUUCUCGGCGGACACCACCCCUUCCGACACCCUCUAUGUUGCAUUCAUCUCAGGACUCGAGUCAAUCAUCGUACCACUCGACCAGGGAAGCAACGCGGUGACCAUUCCGGCUGUACUACAAGGUGUCGUUUUUGCAAUUGUGGUCAACGAUAGCGAAAGUGUUGGUGAUAGCGUCACCGUCGCCGGUCCUGCUUUCUUAAGCUUUGACUACAACUCAAAAGGUCAGGAUGAAUCGGAGGGAUAGAAAAAAAGGGAUGGAGUCUCGUGGAUGUGUUCUUUUCACGUCUUCUUUCUUUGACGAUAAGCUUUAGGAAGCUCGUCAGGACUGUAUUUUGUUCGAAUUCGUUGAUCGCGCGCGUACUUUACUUUUCGUAAUUUACACGACGAGAGAUUUGGCACGGUGCCACCCGCUGACCUGUUUAUUAUUGGCUGAUGGUGUAAUGAUAUAUUUUGUCUAGAAGGAUUAGAUGCAACAAGGGCGCACUAUUACUGAGUGCUAGCUAUAUUUUAGCUCGAUCCCGUUCAUUUGUAGUUCCAGCUAGGUGAAUAUUCAUGAGUUCAGCCGUGGUUUUACUU